AUGGCCCAGCCAAACCUUACCCUCAACGAUAUUGCGGAAAGAGUCUCAGAUCUCACUCGUCAGUUCAGUCAAGUACUCGCCAAUGACGGUAUCCAGCAGCCUACCCUCAGUCCAGAUAGCCCUACUAGAUAUAGCGACCUCACGGGGGAGACGCUCGUACUCCGACAACAUCUCAUUGACUCCAUCAACGACCUAUCGGUCCUCGUUCAGGGACCUAGUGAGAGCAUCGUCAACUAUUGCCAUAAUGUUAUGCCCGAUCAAGCCUGUUUGAGCAUUCUGAAUCACUUCCACUUUUGGUUUGCUGUGCCUUUAGAUCAUUCGGCCUCAUACGAGGAGAUUUCCAAGUACACAAAGCUUCCCAUCGAGGUCGUUCGUCGAGUACUAGAGCACGCUGUGACGUUGCGCCUGUUUUCUAAGGCAGGCCCCAGGGGUGUCAAGCACACCAGUCGCUCGGCAGCGCUGACCAAGGAAUCUGGGCUUCGGGCUGCAGUGACGACACUAUUGGAAGAGGUUGGACCUCCUAUGACCAUCAUGAAUCAGACACUGCGCCUUCAUGCCUUUGACAAGUCUGAACUUUCAUCUGGUAUGGAUGUAACCGCCUUCUCUCUUCUCCACAGCGGUACCCUUUUCGGCGGCAAAAAGUACACCAGCCCCUGGGACUUCAUCGAGAAUGACGGAGAGGGUGAGAGCAAGGGCUGGAGACAGAGAAGCUUUGCCGACUUUAUGAGCUACAUCAAAGACGUCUUCCAUUUUGAGGAUGUCGUCCAAGCUGUGUACGACUGGCAAGGUGCAGGCGAGAUCAAGGUGGUUGAUCUUGGUGGAUCCGGUGGACAUGACAGCGUCGCCUUGGCGAGAAAAUUCCCCAAUCUGAACAUCACUGUGCAAGACCUUCCCGAGGCUCGCCUGGCCUUUGAUGCGAACACACCCGCCGAACUCAAGGACCGCGUCACGUUCAUGGCCCACAACUUUUUCGAACCCCAGCCAGUCCAGGCUGACAUCUACCUUAUCAAGCUGACUCUUCACGACUGGCCCGAUGCCGAAUGUCUCAAAAUUCUCCGAGCUCUCGUUCCCAGUAUGCGAAAAGGCGCUAAAAUCUUGUUUGUGGACUACGUCAGCAAACAGGAGACUCCCGACGACCUUCCUCUCUCCAUUCAACAGAUGGGCACGUCAACCGACUUGAGGAUGCUAGCAAUGUUCAAUACGGAAGAGAGACUUGUCAAGACCUGGACUGGUCUUUUCGAAGCCGUUGAUGACCGUCUCGCCAUUAUAAGGGUUGACGCUAACCCAUUAGGAUUCUACGCUGUAAUCGAAGCCGAAUGGCAGGAGUGA
Geosmithia morbida is the source of this 1329-nucleotide messenger RNA. RefSeq names its product O-methyltransferase. The coding region runs from base 1 to 1329 and encodes 442 amino acids. Lineage: Eukaryota; Fungi; Ascomycota; Sordariomycetes; Hypocreales; Bionectriaceae. The record is from RefSeq and is a predicted model, not a curated record. Gene Ontology annotation, molecular function: O-methyltransferase activity. The transcript is spliced from 3 exons.